AUGACGAAGUACCACCGACUGGGCAGCUUAAACGACAGAAACGUCUUGUCGCACAAUUCUGGGUACUACAAGUCUCAGAUGAAGUCUCAAGCCUUGGUCAGCUCAACUGUGUUCUUUGACAUUGCCGUUGACUGCAAGCCCUUGGGCUGCAUCUCCUUUGAGCUGUUUGCAGACAAAGUUCCGAAGACAGCAGAAAACUUUCAUGCUCUGAGUACUGCGGAGAAAGGAUUUGAUUAUAAAGAUUCCUGCUUUUACAGAAUUAUUCCAGGAUUUAUGUGCUGGGGUAGUGACUUCACAUGCCAUAAUGGCACAGGUGGCAAGUCCAUGUAUGAGGAGAAAUUUGAUGACGAGAAUUUCAUUCCGAAGCAAACAGGUCCUAGCAUCUUGUCCUUGGCAAAUGCUGUACCCAACACAAACAGUUCCCAGUUUCUCAUCUGCACUGCCAAGACUGAGUGGUUAGAUGGCAAGCAUGUGGUCUUCAGCAAGGUGAAAGAGGGCAUAAAUAUUAUGGAGGCCAUGGAGCACUUUGGGUCCAGGAAUGGCAAGACCAGCAAGAAGAUCACCAUUGCUGACUGUAGACAACUCUAAUAAAUUUGACUUGUUUUAUC
Messenger RNA from Pteropus alecto (black flying fox), 608 nucleotides. Its product is annotated as peptidyl-prolyl cis-trans isomerase A. Lineage: Eukaryota; Metazoa; Chordata; Mammalia; Chiroptera; Pteropodidae. Bases 1 to 588 code for a protein of 195 amino acids. Gene Ontology annotation, molecular function: peptidyl-prolyl cis-trans isomerase activity. The record is from RefSeq and is a predicted model, not a curated record. Gene Ontology annotation, biological process: protein peptidyl-prolyl isomerization. The transcript has 2 exons.